Molecule: messenger RNA, 4639 nt
Organism: Molossus molossus (Pallas's mastiff bat)
Lineage: Eukaryota; Metazoa; Chordata; Mammalia; Chiroptera; Molossidae
Gene: ADAMTS18
Product: ADAM metallopeptidase with thrombospondin type 1 motif 18
Exons: 20
Biological process (GO): extracellular matrix organization; proteolysis
Cellular component (GO): extracellular matrix
Molecular function (GO): metalloendopeptidase activity
Source: RefSeq, a predicted model, not a curated record
AUGAAUUCCUCAUCUCGCCAUUACCUCAGCUACUAGCCCAGGAGCACAACUACAGCUCACCUGCAGGCCACCAUCCUCAUGUACUGUACAAAAGGACUGCCGAGGAGACGGUCCAGCGUUACCAUGGCUACCCGGGCUCCAGCCAGAAUCAUCCUGGUCAGACCCCAGCUCACGCUCCCCACACGUAUUGGAGUCAAGGAAGAGAGCAUCCCCAUCAAAGGUUGCAGAAGCAGCAUUUUUGUGGACGACGCAAGAAAUGUAUAUGCCCCCAAGCCUCCCACAGAGGACACCUAUCUCAGGUUUGAUGAAUACGGGAGCACAGGGCGGCCAAGAAGAUCAGCUGGGAAGUCACAGAAGGGCCUCAACGUGGAAACCCUCGUGGUGGCAGACAAGAAGAUGGUGGAGAAGCAUGGCAAAGCGAACGUCACCACGUACAUUCUCACGGUCAUGAACAUGGUCUCCAGCCUAUUUAAAGAUGGGACCAUUGGAAGUGAUAUAAACAUUGUUGUGGUGAGCCUCAUUCUUCUGGAGCAGGAACAGGGAGGGUUAUUGAUCAACCAUCACGCAGACCAGUCUUUGAACAGUUUUUGCCAGUGGCAGUCUGCCCUCGUCGGAAAGAAUGGCAAAAGGCACGACCACGCCAUCUUACUCACGGGAUUUGAUAUUUGCUCCUGGAAGAACGAACCCUGUGACACUUUAGGGUUUGCCCCCAUCAGUGGAAUGUGCAGUAAAUACCGAAGUUGUACCAUCAAUGAGGACACAGGGCUCGGCCUGGCCUUCACCAUCGCUCAUGAGUCAGGGCACAACUUCGGCAUGAUUCACGAUGGAGAAGGCAACCCCUGCAGGAAGGCGGAAGGCAACAUCAUGUCUCCCACACUGACCGGAAACAACGGGGUCUUUUCGUGGUCUUCGUGCAGCCGGCAGUAUCUCAAGAAAUUCCUCAGUACACCUCAGGCUGGGUGUCUGGUGGAUGAGCCCAAGCAAACAGGACAGUAUAAAUAUCCGGACAAACUACCAGGACAGAUUUAUGAUGCUGACACGCAGUGCAAGUGGCAAUUUGGAGCAAAAGCCAAGUUAUGCAGCCUUGGUUUUGUGAAGGACAUUUGCAAGUCACUUUGGUGCCAUCGAGUGGGCCACAGGUGUGAGACCAAGUUCAUGCCUGCAGCGGAAGGGACCGUUUGUGGCUUGAGUAUGUGGUGUCGGCAAGGCCAGUGUGUGAAGUUCGGGGAGCUGGGGCCCCGGCCCAUCCACGGCCAGUGGUCCGCCUGGUCCAAGUGGUCGGAGUGUUCCCGAACCUGUGGUGGAGGAGUCCGCUACCAGGAGAGACACUGCAACAACCCCAAGCCUCAGUAUGGUGGCAAGUUCUGUCCAGGCUCUAGCCGCAUUUACCAGCUGUGCAACAUUAACCCUUGCAAUGAAAAUAGCUUGGAUUUUCGAGCCCAGCAGUGUGCAGAAUAUAACAGCAAGCCUUUCCGUGGAUGGUUCUACCAGUGGAAACCCUAUACGAAAGUGGAAGAGGAAGAUCGAUGUAGACUGUACUGCAAGGCUGAGAACUUUGAGUUUUUUUUCGCAAUGUCCAGCAAGGUGAAAGACGGAACUCCUUGCUCCCCAAACAAAAAUGAUGUUUGUAUUGAUGGGAUUUGUGAACCAGUGGGAUGCGAUCAUGAACUUGGCUCUAAAGCAGUUUCUGAUGCAUGUGGUGUUUGCAAAGGUGAUAAUUCAACUUGCAAGUUUUAUAAGGGCCUGUACCUCAACCAGCAUAAAGCAAACGAGUAUUAUCCAGUGGUCGUCGUUCCGGCCGGGGCCCGCAGCAUCGAGGUCCAGGAGCUGCAGAUCUCCUCCAGUUACCUCGCGGCCCGAAGCCUCCAUCACAAGUACUACCUGACGGGGGGCUGGAGCAUCGACUGGCCCGGGGAGUUUGCCUUCGCGGGGACCGUGUUCGAGUACCAGCGCGCCUUCAACCGGCCCGAGCGCCUGUCCGCACCGGGACCCACCAACGAGACGCUGGUCUUUGAAAUUCUGAUGCAAGGCAAAAAUCCGGGGAUAGCUUGGAAGUAUGCCCUUCCCAAGGUCGCGAAUGGAAGCCAGCCAGCCUCGAAGAGACACGCCCACGCCUGGGGGACAGUGCAGUCCCAGUGCCCGGUCUCCUGCGGUGGGGGUUACAUAAGUGUAAAGGCCAUUUGCUUACGAGAUCAAAAUACUCAAGUCAAUUCCUCAUUCUGCAAUGUAAGAACCAAGCCAGCAACUGAACCCAAAGUAUGCAAUGCUUUCUCCUGCCCUGCCUACUGGCGGCCAGGCGAAUGGAGUGUGUGCAGCAGGCCGUGCGCGGGGGGCCAGCAGAGCCGGAAAAUCCAGUGUGUCCAGAAGAAGCCCUUCCAGAAGGAGGCGGCAGUGUUGCAUUCCCUCUGCCCAGUGAGCACACCCACCCAGGUUCAAGUCUGCAACAGCCACGCCUGCCCGCCAGAGUGGAGCCCCGGGCCCUGGUCUCAGUGUUCCAAGACCUGUGGGCGAGGGGUGCGGAAGCGGGCAGUCCUGUGUAAAAGCCCCUCCGUGGCAGAGGGCGUCCCCGAGAGCCUGUGCUCCGGCGUCCCGCGACCAGAGGCGCAGGAGGGCUGUGUCCUGGGGCGAUGCCCCAAAAACAACCGGCUGCAGUGGCUCGUCUCUUCGUGGAGCGAGUGCUCUGCGACCUGUGGUUUGGGGGUGAGGAAGAGGGACCUGAAGUGCAGCGAGAAGGCCUUCCAGGGGAAGCUGCUCACUUUCCCAGAGCGCAGAUGCCGCAACAUUAAGAAACCAAACCUGGACUUGGAAGAAACCUGCAACCGAGGGGCCUGUCCGGCCCGCCAGGUGUACAGUGUGGCAGCUGGAUGGUAUUCAUCGCCAUGGCAACAGUGCACAGUGACCUGUGGAGGAGGGGUCCAGACCCGAUCCGUCCACUGUGUCCAGCAGGGCCGGCCUUCCUCGAGUUGCCUGCUCCGACAGAAACCUCCAGUGAUACGAGCCUGUAAUACUAACUUCUGCCCGGCUCCUGCAAAGAGAGAGGAUCCAUCCUGUGUAGAUUUCUUCAGCUGGUGUCAUCUAGUCCCUCAACACGGCGUCUGCAACCACAAGUUCUACGGCAAACAGUGCUGUAAGUCAUGCACGAGGAAGAGCUGAUGCCCUCCCUGCACCUGGGGCCAGGGUCUCACCUGUCAGCGCAAGAGCUCACAGGUGGUUCGCGGUGUUGAGGGGCCAGCUCCGAAGAACAGAUGGGCUUCUUUUUCAGUUCCCCAAGGCACAAGGUACUCCGAAGCACUUGAAAAUGGGAAGCGAUGACAAAUCUGACUCACAAAAGAAAGACAAAUGAAAACAACGUUGAUUUGCACUGUGACAUGAAAGAAGGGAUGAAUCACACUGAGAGAUGUCAACUUUUAAUUAUGUCCAAGUGAGAAUCUGGUCAACUUGGGGACACACCCUCCUCCCCGUGAAUUGCAAAGGGUUCCAUGGCAAAGACAGCUGUUUCAAAAGGGUCCUUCGAGACUUCGGGUCAGAGACGGGGAGCUGGGGGAAUCAGACAUGGACGGAACGUAUUCUUGGAGCUCCCAGUUGGGCUGACACUGCGGAUCCCCCAAACCAGGAGUUACACAAGAAGCCAGAUGGUGCUAACGACAGUGCUUGCUGCUGGACUAGCAAGCUUCACGUUACGUUUAUUUAGUGUGUGUGUGUUGUUUUUAUUAUUUUGUUGAAAGUAUAUUCUGCUUCUAGAGAGUCUCCAAGACUAAAAUUCACAACUUGAAAAGUGUUCCAAGGAAUAUUCUCAAAACAGAGCAACACGGACUAUUUAAGAUCUCCAUUUAAUUGAACUUCACACUCUGGGGGAAAAAAAGCUCUUAAGAAAGAUAACUGUUGAUGCCCUACACAUUAUAGUAACCUCGUCACUGUUGGUGCUAGGCAGGGUCCUCGAGUCUGUUCUUUGGGAAUCAGAACUGGUGAAAUGCACAUUUCUGGUAAAAAUCUAGGAGGUGUUAAAUAGCAGCGUGUUGAAAGAGAGGAGACCAUUAUUCGUAAUGCUUCCUACUUAUUGUCAGAGCUGCUUGGAAAAUUAAAGGCCACUUGUGGUUCUUUCCUACCAACUGACAUGUUUAAAUUUGCCCUGAGAUGUCGUGAACAAGAGAAAAAGUCAGAGUGGCAAUAGAAAAAUCCAUCUGUCUUCCUGAUAUGUUAAUAUUAAUAAGUCAUAAUAUGCCAAACCAUUCAAUGAAUAAGAGGAUUUUACAAUCUUUCAGAUGAUAUUUUCAGUCUUCAAAAGCCAACUGUUGGUUGGCACUAAUGAGCUUAAAAUUGUUCUCAAUUGCAGAAACACCACGCUAUUUUGCCAAAACCAAAGUAACUUACAAGACUGGGUCCUUCUGUGAUUUUUUUGAGAUGUGGCUAUAAAAGAUGUAUUUAUAUAAUUCUACUCUAGUCCUCAGUUGUUGUUUUUUUUAAUGAAUGUAACCCAGUUUUUACUGCUUUAAAAAGUCUCAAUUCAAACAGGGCUUGGGCAGCCCAACCAACUAGAUAGUGGUUUAUUUGUUAGAACAGCCUUCAUUCCCAUUCAAAUCCUCCAUUCUCGAGUCUCAAAGAACCAAUUGGAAUAUUCCCUUAACUCUCUGCGUCUAGA